This is a messenger RNA of Meyerozyma guilliermondii ATCC 6260, 1269 nucleotides long. RefSeq names its product fluoride transporter. Gene Ontology annotation, cellular component: membrane. The coding region runs from base 1 to 1269 and encodes 422 amino acids. Lineage: Eukaryota; Fungi; Ascomycota; Pichiomycetes; Serinales; Debaryomycetaceae. Gene Ontology annotation, molecular function: fluoride transmembrane transporter activity. The record is from RefSeq and is a predicted model, not a curated record. Gene Ontology annotation, biological process: fluoride transmembrane transport. The transcript has a single exon.
AUGGAAUCCAAUGGGCCACCACAAAGCCAAGACCAUGGCGGGGAAACCCUCAGCAGCAAUCUACCGUCCGGGUAUGAUCCCGACGAGCCUGAAAUUCCGGUAUCAAGACAAUUGACAAUGCGCAGAGAAGACUCACUUGCAGAAGCUAUACCGUCCGGAUAUGCAGAAGACGAUACACAGCCUCCCGUUUUGCGCCAGCGUCUGGGACGAAAUCUGUCGCUUCUGGCGUCGUUGCCUGACGGUUACUAUGACGAAAGUGACAAAGCCAGUCCAAUACAGAUGCUUUUUCUCGUUGAGCCCGGUUUCAAGACUUGGUUAAAUAUACUUAAUGGUUCCAUUUGGGGUGUUUUGGCUCGUAGAGGCCUUGAAGCACUCACUACAUACAACGGGAGCUACCUCAGUGGAGUUGUAUGGGCAAAUUUCGCCGCUUGCGUAGUAAUGGGAAUGCUUGUGGAAUCUCACGAGCUAUGGAAGAUUACUGAAAGCGAACUUCAAUCUGUGAAAGCAUCGCUUCCAUUGUACGUGGGAGCAGCCACAGGAUUCUGUGGUACCCUCUCGUCAUUUUCGUCGUUUAUUCUUGAGAUGUUCUACAAAUCAACCAAUACGGAACCAACCAAUUUUUCUUACCCCAAUAGGGCAUAUGGAAUCAUGGAAUUUCUUGCCGUGGGUAUAGUACAAGUUACUGUAUCUCUCGGAGGAUUCUAUUUGGGUUCAGAUAUGCUUCGAUUUUCCGACAGAAGGUUUCCUAGUAUGUCUUUGAAAACUUAUCAAGUACUUGAAUGGGUUUCCAUGGUGGUGGGAGUUGUAGCCUAUAUUGUCACUAUUGUGCUCAUAGCCGUCAAAAAAUCCGGAUCCUGGCGCUCGUGGAUGUUCUCCGUCUUAUUUGCUCCUUUUGGAGCAUGGGGUCGAUUCUACGUUUCUCGGUGGUUCAAUACUCGCAUCAAAGGAUUUCCGCUAGGAACCUUUAUUGUAAAUUUUUCAGGAACAUUGCUACUUUCAAUUUUUGUCGUUCUUUCUCGAGGAAAGACCUCAACGCUGCAACUAGUCAUAUCAACCAUUGCUUGUCAAAUUCUUGAAGGCCUUAGUGAUGGUUUUUGUGGAGGUCUUACUACAGUGAGCACAUUUGCAGCCGAGUUAGCUGGUCUAAUCAAAAGCUGGCACUUCUACCGCUACCUCAUAAUUUCGAUAGUGGCGAGUUACGCCGUGACGAUCCUUAUCGCUGGAUCCUACAAUUGGACUCGUGGCUUCACCACCACCGUAUGUUCUUGA